GUUCUUAUGGUCCUCGCUGAGGCCAAGGCUGCUAGGAGUAGGGCCAAAUGGGUGGCCUACACGGGCCCGUUGAGAUGGCUCAUCAAUAGGAUCCAAGAUUUCCAUAGAUGUGUUCAGGACUGGAAUCUCACUGAGUUUCAGGACGCUCUCGACAGCUUAGAGGAUUGCCCUGAGCUGUUCACCACCGUCGUGUCCCUCAAGGAGGGGCUGCAAGAGAUUAGAGUUGCUGCAGGUCUGUUGCGCGUUGAGUUCAGCGCUGGUGCCCUGAACCAGGCGCUGGCGAUCCAGGUUCUGGACGAGCUGCUAGAGCACGUCACCAAGCUCCUGCAUCAGGAGCAGGCGGCAGAGAACGCUGCAGACGGGAAG
Prorocentrum cordatum is the source of this 366-nucleotide messenger RNA. The record is from the annotation of a GenBank genome assembly. Lineage: Eukaryota; Dinophyceae; Prorocentrales; Prorocentraceae.